Molecule: messenger RNA, 3830 nt
Organism: Durio zibethinus
Lineage: Eukaryota; Viridiplantae; Streptophyta; Magnoliopsida; Malvales; Malvaceae
Product: lysine-specific demethylase JMJ29-like
Biological process (GO): regulation of transcription by RNA polymerase II
Cellular component (GO): histone deacetylase complex; chromatin
Molecular function (GO): chromatin DNA binding; transcription coregulator activity; histone H3K9 demethylase activity
Source: RefSeq, a predicted model, not a curated record
UCUUGUUUUAUAAUUUUAAAGACUAAUCCACGGAAGUGGCUGAAGCCGGAGACAGCGCCUGGAAUCUACCAAGGAGUGUCACAAAGCGACGGUGAAGUUAUGGGAAGUAGAGAAAAUUGCGGUUCUUUGGAGGAUCAAUUUGAAGGGAGAAACGGGGAGGGACAAGAGGAGGACAAUGGUUAUAUGGUUGGAGAGAAAGCACGGGGAGUGGAAGGAAAAGAGGAAGGAAUUGAAGGGAAGGAGAAGAAAAGUGGGGAUUUGGAAGGGGUUGCUUUAAAGAAGCCUAAUAAAAGAGGUAGAAAGAAGCAAGAGACAAAUUCUUCGAAAAGGGUCAAAAAGGAGAUUGUGGAAGAGGGAAAUGUCGAGGGAAAAAGUUCAGAUUUUGCGGUUGAGAAAGAGGAAGAUGGUGGAGAGAAAUUGGAGGAGGAAAAUGGGACUUUUGUUGGGAAUCCGGGGAUAGCAAAUGUAGAAGAUGGAGCUAGUAUGACAGAGGAAGUUGAUUUGGGUGCUGCUGGUAAUGGCCAAGGAAAUAGGGGGGACGUUUUGAAGAGCAGACUGAGAGCAGUUUCUAAGAAGGUUAAUUAUGCUGAUGUUGUAGAAUAUGAAGAUGAAGGGUACGUGUCAAAGAAGCGUAGGCGAAAGGGUAGGCAGAAGAGGAAAGUUGUUAAAUCUGAAGGUCAAGAAGAUGAUUAUAUUGAGAAUGGAGAUAUUGGGAUACCUGCAAAGAAGCGAGGAAGAAGGGGUAGGCCAAGAAAACAAGUUUCCGAAAGUGAAGGCACUGAAAGGAAAGAUGUAAAGGAGGAAGGUAAAGAAAAGCAAGGCGGUAAUUUAGGUGUAGAUAAUGGAAAGAAGAGGGGUCGAAAAGGGGCAAAGAAGAUGGAUAAAGAAGUUGUAGGAAAUGGGAAAAGUUCGGAAAAACAAGAGGAGUCUUUGGGAACCAACGCUAAGUCAAAAUAUUCGUUUAGGUCCUCAAGAGUUACCAAGAAAGAAGAAGAGCCCUUGCCAUAUUCAAAGAAAAAUAAGGAUGCUAAGUGGAUUGCAGAAGAAUCACUGAUGUGCCAUCAGUGCCAGAGGAAUGAUAAAGGCAGGGUUGUGAGAUGCAAGCUUUGCAAGCGGAAACGAUAUUGCAUCCCCUGCUUAACAAAUUGGUAUCCCAAGAUGUCAGAGGAUGCAAUUGCUGAUGCCUGCCCAUUUUGUCGAGAUAAUUGCAAUUGCAAGUCAUGCUUGCGCAUGACUGGCCUUGUUAAAAAAUUGGGAAAGACACUAAAUUUGGAGUUCAGUGAUGAUGAAAAAAUUCAGCACUCUAGAUACUUGCUUCAGACACUUCUUCCAUACAUUAAACAAUUUAGUCAAGAACAAAUGAAUGAGGUGGCCAUUGAGGCAAAAAUUCAAGGGGUGCUCCCUGAACAAAUACAGUUUACGCAGGCAGUUUGUCCUAAUGAUGUGCGUGUAUAUUGUAACAACUGCAGAACUUCAAUUGUGGACUUUCAUAGAAGCUGUCCUAAUUGCAACUAUGAUCUGUGCCUUACGUGUUGCUGUGAAUUACGUGCUGGACAUUUGAAGGGUGGACAAAAGGACGUGAUUAUAGAAUAUGCUGAUAGGGGUUUUGAUUACUUGCAUGGAAAAAUUCAGUGCUCUUUGUCUUCAGAAAUGGGGAAUACUUUGGAGGAUACCCCUGGGGAAACUAACUCUAAAGAAAAUAAUGCUGCAACUUCUGGGUGGAAGGUAAAUGAAAAUGGUAGCAUUCCUUGCCCCCCAAAGGAUUUGGGUGGGUGUGGUAAUGGCCUUUUGGAGGUAAGGGGUAUUUUUACAAAACAUGCUCUUGUUGAGUUAACAGAAAAGGCUGAGAAAAUAUCCAAAGAUCUCAAUCUUGAGCAUGUUUUUGAAUUUUCUAACCAACAGUGCACUUGUUACAAUUCAAUUGGAGAAGUUGACAUUGGUAGUAAUAAGUUAAGGAAAGCAGCUUCUCGAGGAGAUACCACUGACAACUAUUUAUAUUGUCCAAAAGCUAAAGAUAUUCAGAGUGGAGAUUUCAAACAUUUCCAAAGGCACUGGGCUAAUGGUGAGCCUGUUAUUGUCAGCGAUGUACUUGAGAAUACAUCUGGUUUGAGCUGGGAGCCAAUGGUUAUGUGGCGUGCUUUUCGUCAGAUUACUAAUACCAAACAUGAACAACAGUUGGAAGUUAAGGCACUUCAUUGCUUAGAUUGCUCUGAGGUUGUGGUCAAUAUACACCAAUUCUUUAAAGGGUAUACAGAUGGUCGUUUUGAUGAAGAAUCAUGGCCUCUGAUACUGAAGCUGAAAGAUUGGCCUCCAUCUAAUGAAUUUGAGAAGCUCCUUCCACGUCAUCAUGCCGAGUUUCUUUGUUGUUUGCCUUUUAAAGAAUAUACCCAUCCUCAAAGUGGGCUUCUUAAUAUUGCUACCAAAUUGCCAAAGAAUUCUCUAAAGCCAGAUAUGGGGCCAAAGUCAUAUAUUGCAUAUGGAGUUGCUCAAGAGCUUGGGCGUGGAGACUCUGUAACCAGGCUUCAUUGUGAUAUGUCUGAUGCGGUGAAUGUUUUAACACACACAGCUGAGGUGCAGCUUACACCUGAACAGCUUGCUAGCAUUUCUGUGUUAAAACAUAAGCACCAUGUGCAAGACCGGCAGGAACUUUUUGGAAUAAGUUCAAAGGUUGACAGGAAAAAGCCUGGUGAUGGGUCUUUUGACAACUCUACCUGUAAUAAGCGGUCUAGUGAUAGAUGUGGUUAUCAAGAAGGUGAAGUUAUUGUUGAACAAGGUCAAGAUGGUUAUUCUAGCCUGAAUAGCAAUAACUUAGUGAGGGAAUUUGAAAUGGAAGAGAGUGGGAAGGCAAAAGUGGAUCAAGAAUGCAGGGAGAAUGGCAGAUCUUUUGAAACUUCUGGGGAUAAGAUUGAAGAGCUGGAGGCUGUUGAGGGAGGUGCUAUCUGGGACAUUUUCCGGAGGCAAGAUGUUCCAAAGCUGCAGGAUUACCUUAAAAAGCAUUUUAGGGAGUUUAGAUAUAUACAUUGUUGCCCAGUGUCACAGGUUUUUCACCCUAUACAUGAUCAGUCCUUUUUUCUGACUAUGGAUCAUAAAGCAAAGCUUAAGAAGGAAUAUGGAAUUGAGCCAUGGACUUUUGUUCAGAAACUUGGGGAGGCUGUUUUUAUACCUGCAGGUUGUCCUCAUCAAGUCAGGAACAUUAAGUCUUGCAUAAAGGUUGCUCUUGAUUUUGUUUCACCUGAAAAUGUUGGUGAGUGUGUUCGCUUGGCUGAAGAAUUUCGUGUACUUCAUCAUGAUCAUAGGGCAAAAGAGGAUAAAUUGGAGGUGAAGAAAAUGAUUGUACAUGCAGUGUGUGAAGCUGUGAAUAACUUGGAUGAAAAUGCAAUGAUUCAGCUUGCUAAUAAAGUUAAAUGAGUUGCAACAGUGCUUGCAUCUUAGCUGAAGGUUACCCUUCCAAAUCGGGCAAACUUUUUGGAGUUUUGUUUCUGUAUAUUAGCUGAAGGUUUAUCUGUAGCAUCUGGUAAGGUGUAGAACAUAGCAACUGUAGUCUGUUUCUGUAAUUAUAUACCCCUAAAUCCUGCUUGCCUUUUAUUCUGUCAGCCGGAGCCUGGUGAUAUGUGUAGGUUGUGUAUUUUUGUUUCAAGUGCUAUUGAUAAACGAUUCAGGCAAAGCACAACCUGAUUUUUGUAGAUAUUGUAAUGUUUCCACCACGUAGUUAUAUUGUGUUUCAUUUUUAAAAUGGCAAUGAAAGAUUGAAGGGAGUAAUGGUUUUACUUCACCAAUGUGAAUUUUAGCGAAGGCAACUAACUUGCUUCUCAUAUUGAUAGUUGUUUUGU